Fusarium poae is the source of this 1029-nucleotide messenger RNA. It is a transcript of the gene FSR4, whose product is annotated as fusarubin cluster-oxidoreductase. The record is from RefSeq and is a predicted model, not a curated record. The transcript is spliced from 3 exons. Lineage: Eukaryota; Fungi; Ascomycota; Sordariomycetes; Hypocreales; Nectriaceae. Gene Ontology annotation, molecular function: oxidoreductase activity, acting on NAD(P)H. The coding region runs from base 1 to 1029 and encodes 342 amino acids.
AUGAAAGAAGCAAUCGUAUCCAGUGGCCCAAAAGUGAAUAUCAUCGACAGUCCGAUUCCCAAAGCAGGGCCUGGGCAGGUUGUCACCAAGAUUGCUUUCGCUGCAAGCAACCCCAAAGAUUGGAAACGACCGUUGUAUUGGGGAGCCAAAGGUACUGGAAACCAAGGCGAUGAACAUGCUGGUGUCGUUCAUGAGGUUGGCGAAGGGGUGUAUGAGUUCAAACCCGGUGAUCGUGUUGCCGCGAUGCAUGAGAUGAAGACGCCUGGUGGGAGUUAUGCUGAGUAUGGUGUAAGUCCUGCUUAUACUACAUUCAAGUUACCAGACAACACUUCCUUCCAAGAGGGCGCUGCAAUACCACUCACUGCACUCACUGCUGCUUGCGCGCUCUAUGCGCGUCUCAAACUUCCAGAACCGUGGCUUCCAGUUCAAGACUCUGAACGGAUUCCCUUGGUUAUCUGGGGUGCAUCUUCAGCUGUUGGAUCAUAUGCAGUCCAACUUGCCAAACGGUCCAAUUUUCAUCCUCUCAUCUGCAUAGCUGGUCGCGCCCAAGAACAUGUGGAGAGUCUAAUCGACAGAAGCAAAGGCGACACGGUUAUCGACUAUAGAAAAGGUCGCAACGCAGUAAUUCAAGGAAUGAAAGAAUGCCUCGGAGAAAGAAAGCUUGAAUAUGCCUUUGACGCUAUAUCCGAGGGAGGUUCAUACCAGACUAUCUGCGACGUUCUUGAUCAGACUACUGGCAAGAUCACUCUCAUCAUUCCUGCACAGAGUUACUCGGAUAUUCCAAAGACGAUUACCAAGUCUGUCACUACUGUCGCGAGUAUUCAUGAGGAUCUGAAAGAUUUUGGGUAUGUUUACACGAGAUAUUUCAGCAAGGGGCUUGAGGAUGGUUGGUUGAAGGCACAUCCACAGGAGGUGAUUCCAGGUGGAUUGAAUGGUAUUGAGGAGGGUUUGGUGAAGUUGGAGAAUGGGACGGCUAGUGCUGUUAAAUAUGUGUACAGGAUUGCGGAUACACCUGGUGUCGAGUCGUGA